AUGCCCAUAACCACCUCUGUAACCAAACUCCUCAACAUUCGUGUCCCUGUUGUCCAAGGUCCGCACUUCAGUUCUUCUGUGUUCACCGUUCAAUAUACGCCAGGGGGGAUGCAAUGGGUUGGCCUCCCGAAACUGGUGGCCGCUGUUUCUAAUGCCGGCGGCUUGGGUGUAAUCACUGCCUUGACCCAACCAAAUCCAGAGGCACUGCGAAAUGCUAUCCGCGAGACAAGGAAACUCACCAAGAAGCCGUUUGGUGUCAACAUUACCCUACUCCCGAGCAUCAACCCUCCGGAUUACGCCGGCUACGCACGAGCUGCAGUCGAGGAGGGUGUUAAGAUCUUCGAGACCGCAGGCAACAACCCUGGCCAACUCAUUAAAUACCUCAAAGAGAACAAAGCUAUAAUCAUCCAUAAGUGUACCACCAUCCGCCAUGCCAAGAGUGCGGCAAAACACGGUGUCGAUGUUCUCAGCAUCGAUGGGUUCGAAUGUGCCGGACAUCCGGGAGAGGAAGACAUUGGUGGGCUGGUGCUGCUGGCGCGUGCUGCGAAGGAGUUGAACAUUCCAUAUCUGGCUUCGGGGGGCAUCGCUGACGCCCGAGGCUUCGCUGCAGCAUUAGCUCUUGGCGCUGCUGGCGUCAACAUGGGAACGCGUUUCAUGUGUACGGUGGAAGCACCUAUCCACCAGAACAUCAAACAGAAGAUCGUCGACUCGACUGAGCAAGACACGACCCACAUUUUCCGCACUCUCCACAACACUGCUCGUGUCUUCAAGAACAAGGUUUCUAUGGAAGUUGUGGCCAUCGAGAAGCGUGGCGGUGCCAAGUUUGAGGAUAUUCGCGAGCUUGUGAGCGGCCAACGUGGACGACUUGUCUACGAGAACGGUGACCCAGACUACGGAAUCUGGACUGCUGGUAUCGCGAUUGGCCUGAUAAACGACAUACCGACUUGUGAAGAGCUUGUCAGCCGACUGGAGAGUGAGACUGAGCAAAUCAUCAGCAACAUGAACUCGCUCGUUGUCAAAUCGAAACUGUGA
This is a messenger RNA of Mycena indigotica, 1032 nucleotides long. RefSeq names its product 2-nitropropane dioxygenase. The record is from RefSeq and is a predicted model, not a curated record. Gene Ontology annotation, molecular function: nitronate monooxygenase activity. The transcript has 11 exons. Bases 1 to 1032 code for a protein of 343 amino acids. NCBI's taxonomy places the organism in Eukaryota, Fungi, Basidiomycota, Agaricomycetes, Agaricales, Mycenaceae.